UGUAUUGAGUUUUGUUUCUCCUUUAACCGGAUUUGAGCACCAAUCUAAGCUAUGGAGAUUACAUGUUCUCGAAGCUUGUGUGUGUGUGAGUAUCUCACACGCACCGCACUCAAUUUGAGAGUAUUGCCUAUAAAUGUUGUGAUUUUCACGUCUAAUUGCAAAUUACGAAUUGAGUUUGUUGCUGCAACUUUUAUUGGAUUGGAGCUAUUAUUUAUGCCGAUGCUGAAUAAGCAAAAUUUGCGUAAUUCCUUUAUAUUUCUUUCUCAACUUGUGUAAUAGACUAAAUAGUAGGUGAUUACAAAGUUAGAUGUGAAUGAUCCGAGCACGUGAUACCUAUCCUCAUUUUCAUCUACCAGUAUUGGAACAUUAGACCUUUUGUUUCGUAACUUUCGAGUUUUAUGUUUGUCCUCAGCCUUUGAUUUUUUACUUUGGGAGUUCUUUGACAGUUAUGAAUCAUCUUUUGUUUCUCUGUGAGUUUCUUCUGUCUUUUCUGUUUUUGAAUGAGAAAUGUAUAAGGAUUUUUCUCUCCUACCCGUGAGAAACAGUAUUCCUUAAGGUAUUUCUUGGUGAGAAGCUGAACCGGAACUUGUACCACUUUCAGAAUUGACCUGUCAAAAUGUGCAAUAUUUGUAUGCAAUCCUAACAUACUCACAAAUGGUCAAGCAUUAUAAGUUCGUUGGGGAAUGGAAACAGAAGGCACUGGUGGAAUGGCAAAACGCAUGAAGACUUCUGUUGAGGAUAAAGAGACAGCUGUGGAAGAUGGAUCUGUUGUAGAGGUUCCAGCUGAAGAAAAUGUAGCAACUUCAAAUUCUGAACAGGUGGAUAUGGAGAUCACUCACAUCCUUGACAAGAUCAAUGACUUCACUCAGAUGGUGUCAGAGCUGCUAGAAUCAGGGAAGUCAAUGCUGAAGGAACUGAGCAAUGAAUUUGAAGAACGCAUGUUUCUAAUACACAAAGAACAGAUCGAAAAGUGGCAGGAGGAGAUCAAGGAACUUCGCGCACUUGACACUGCAAAUGAGGAGACAGAUGCUCUGCUGCAAAAUGCUAUAUGUCUAAUUCGUAACAUUCACGGUGGCUCUGAUAGUUACUAACCAUUAUAGUUGAACAAAAGAUCCCAUUUAACCAACAUCGUUACGUAGCUUCUGGGAGAAACCCUAGCAUCUGCACCAUUGUCAUAGUAGGAUAAUAAUAGUGGUACUAAUAUGGCUGAUAUCUUGUGUUAGGUUCUAGUAUAUGAUGUCGUGUUGUUGCUCAGAUAACUCUUGGGAUGAAAACAAAAGAAUGUAUAUCAUCUAUGGUUGUUAUUUGCAUAUCCGAAAUUACUCCUCUUUCUUCUUUACAGUGAGAGAUAUACUCAUCUUCUACCA
This is a messenger RNA of Salvia miltiorrhiza (redroot sage), 1367 nucleotides long. RefSeq lists its product as uncharacterized. The transcript has 5 exons. Lineage: Eukaryota; Viridiplantae; Streptophyta; Magnoliopsida; Lamiales; Lamiaceae. Bases 684 to 1091 code for a protein of 135 amino acids. The record is from RefSeq and is a predicted model, not a curated record.